Molecule: messenger RNA, 1121 nt
Organism: Paramecium pentaurelia
Lineage: Eukaryota; Ciliophora; Oligohymenophorea; Peniculida; Parameciidae
Source: the annotation of a GenBank genome assembly
AUGAAAAGGUCAAUUAAGUAGCCUGCUUCUUCCUCCUAUCAAUUUCUCGAUAAGUUAGGUGAAGGGUAUUAUUAAUCAUAAAGAUAAUAGUGCUUUCGGUUACAUUUGGAAGGUCAAACACAUUACUAGUGCUUAAAUAUUUGCUUGUAAGCUUGUCAAAAAUUCUAUGAGGAAGGAAAAAAAAUUAUUGUAAAGAGAAAUACAAAUCCUAUAAAUACUAAAAGGAAAAAAAGGUAUUUGUAUAAUAAAGACAUGAAGGAUUUACAUAGUUGUUUGCAUCUGGAUCUGAUUAACAAAAUACAUACUUUGUUAUGAAUCUAAUGGGAGAUAAUUUAGAACAAUAUCGCCAAAAGCAAGGAAAUUUCAAUAAAAUCUUACCUAUUGGAUUGGAGAUCAUCAAACUUUUGAAAGAACUCCAUUCAUUAGGAGUAAUUCAUCGUGAUAUAAAACCAGAGAAUUUUGUUAUGCAAGAUGGUAAAAUAAAUCUAAUUGAUUUUGGACUUUCAAAAAAAUACAUUAUUGAUGGUCAUCAUAUUCAUUACAAAGAAAAUAAAGGUAUGAUAGGAACUGCUCGAUAUGCAUCCAUUAAUGCUUUAAAAGGUAUAGAAUAAUCUAGAAGAGAUGAUUUAGAAUCUUUAGGAUAUAUGUUAAUAUAUUUGCAUCAAGGUAAUUUGCCUUGGUAUUCUAUUAAUGAUCAAGAUAAAGAAAUUAGAUACUAAAAAAUCAAAAAAAUGAAAAAAGCUCUAAAAAUAGAUAAAUUUUUUGGUUUACCCAUCCAAUUAACAAGUUUUAUGGAAUAUGUAAAAGGGUUAAAAUUUGAUGAAGAUCCCAAUUAUGAAUAUUUGUUAUCACUAUUCUCACAAGAGGAAACUGGAACUCGUUUGGGAUUAUAAUAUUUUCAACCAAAACCUGCUAUUAGAUUAAAAUUUAUUUAAAUGUAAAGAACUAGUUUUCGUUCUCCUCCAAAAGAAAUCAAUUCCAGCAGAAAAGCCAGUUUUGAAGAAUCUUCUUCAGCAGGAUCUGACAUUCAGGAAGAACUUCAAGAAUCUAUCAAAUUAAAAAAUUUUAUUGUUGGAAUCAAACAACCAGCUGAUAGUCCAAUCUAUGUUAAACAGAAGUGA